AUGAGCUCUGAUGCGGAAAUGGCCGUUUUUGGAGAAGCAGCUCCCUAUCUGCGGAAACCAGAGAAGGAGAGAAUUGAAGCGCAGAACCGCCCAUUUGAUUCUAAGAAAUCCUGCUUUGCAGUGGAUGAUAAGGAAUUAUACGUGAAAGGUAUGAUUCAGAGCAGAGAAGAUGACAAAGUCACGGUCAAGACCCUCGAUGACCGGACUCUCACUCUGAACAGUGACCAGGUCUUCCCCAUGAACCCUCCCAAAUUUGACAAGAUCGAGGACAUGGCCAUGAUGACCCAUCUGCAUGAGCCCGCUGUCCUGUACAACCUCAAAGAGCGCUAUGCAGCCUGGAUGAUCUACACCUACUCGGGCCUCUUCUGUGUCACUGUCAACCCUUACAAGUGGCUGCCGGUGUAUAACCCCGAGGUGGUGGCUGCCUACCGAGGCAAAAAGCGCCAGGAGGCCCCGCCCCACAUCUUCUCCAUUUCUGACAAUGCCUAUCAGUUCAUGCUGACUGAUCGAGACAACCAGUCUAUUCUCAUCACCGGAGAAUCUGGUGCGGGGAAGACGGUGAACACCAAGCGUGUCAUCCAGUACUUUGCAACAAUUGCAGUUACUGGGGACAAGAAGAAGGAACAGCAGCCAGGCAAAAUGCAGGGGACCCUGGAGGAUCAGAUCAUCCAGGCCAACCCCCUGCUGGAGGCCUUUGGAAAUGCCAAGACCGUGAGGAAUGACAACUCCUCGAGAUUUGGGAAGUUCAUUCGGAUUCAUUUUGGAGCCACAGGAAAGCUGGCAUCGGCAGACAUUGAAACCUAUCUCUUAGAGAAAUCCAGAGUGACAUUUCAGUUAUCCAGUGAGAGGAGCUAUCAUAUUUUUUACCAAAUCAUGUCAAACAAAAAGCCAGAACUAAUUGACCUGCUUCUGAUCUCAACCAACCCCUUUGACUUCCCCUUCGUGAGCCAAGGAGAGGUCACCGUGGCCAGCAUCGAUGAUAGCGAAGAACUGUUGGCAACUGAUAAUGCCAUUGACAUCCUGGGCUUCAGCUCCGAGGAGAAGGUUGGGAUCUACAAGCUCACGGGCGCCGUGAUGCACUACGGGAACAUGAAGUUCAAGCAGAAGCAGCGGGAGGAGCAGGCGGAGCCCGACGGCACCGAAGUGGCUGACAAAGCUGGAUACCUGAUGGGUCUGAAUUCUGCAGAAAUGCUGAAAGGCCUGUGCUGUCCGAGGGUGAAGGUCGGGAACGAGUAUGUCACUAAAGGGCAAAACGUCCAGCAGGUGACCAACUCCGUGGGUGCUCUGGCCAAAUCCAUCUACGAAAAGAUGUUCCUGUGGAUGGUCACCCGCAUCAACCAGCAGCUGGACACCAAGCAGCCCAGGCAGUACUUCAUCGGGGUGUUGGACAUCGCUGGCUUUGAGAUCUUCGAUUACAACAGCCUGGAGCAGCUGUGCAUCAACUUCACCAACGAGAAACUGCAACAGUUUUUCAACCACCACAUGUUCGUGCUGGAGCAGGAGGAGUACAAGAAGGAAGGCAUCGAGUGGGAGUUCAUUGACUUCGGGAUGGACCUGGCUGCAUGCAUUGAGCUCAUCGAGAAGCCCAUGGGCAUCUUCUCCAUCCUGGAAGAGGAGUGCAUGUUCCCCAAGGCCACAGACACCUCCUUCAAGAACAAGCUGUAUGACCAGCACCUGGGCAAGUCUGCCAACUUCCAGAAGCCCAAGGUUGUCAAAGGCAAGGCCGAGGCCCACUUCUCGCUGGUGCACUACGCGGGCACCGUGGACUACAACAUUGCCGGCUGGCUUGACAAGAACAAGGACCCCCUGAACGAGACCGUGGUCGGGCUGUACCAGAAAUCUUCCCUGAAGCUGCUGUCCUUUCUUUUCUCCAACUAUGCUGGUGCAGAAGCAGGUGACUCCGGGGGGAGCAAGAAAGGAGGGAAGAAGAAGGGCUCCUCCUUCCAGACCGUGUCGGCGGUGUUCAGGGAAAACCUAAACAAACUGAUGACCAACCUGAGGAGCACUCACCCUCACUUUGUACGAUGUCUGAUUCCCAAUGAAACCAAGACUCCUGGCGUGAUGGACCACCACCUGGUCAUGCACCAGCUGCGCUGCAACGGGGUCCUCGAGGGCAUCCGCAUCUGCCGGAAAGGCUUCCCCAGCCGCCUCCUCUAUGCCGACUUCAAGCAGCGCUACCGGCUCCUCAACGCCAGUGCCAUCCCGGAAGGGCAGUUCAUUGACAGUAAAAAUGCCUCUGAGAAGCUUCUGAACUCCAUCGAUGUGGACCGGGGGCAGUACCGGUUUGGCCACACCAAGGUGUUUUUCAAAGCUGGGCUCCUGGGACUCCUGGAGGAGAUGAGGGAUGAGAAGCUGGUGAUCCUGAUGACGCGCACGCAGGCCCUGUGCCGAGGGUACCUGAUGCGGGUGGAGUUCAAGAAGAUGAUGGAGAGGAGGGACUCCAUCUUCUGCAUCCAGUACAACAUUCGCUCUUUUAUGAACGUCAAGCACUGGCCCUGGAUGAACCUGUUCUUCAAGAUCAAGCCCCUCCUCAAGAGUGCGGAGGCGGAGAAGGAGAUGGCCACCAUGAAGGAAGACUUCCAGAGGGCCAAGGAGGAACUGGCCAGGUCUGAGGCUCGCCGGAAGGAGCUGGAGGAGAAAAUGGUGUCCCUGCUGCAGGAAAAGAAUGACCUCCAGUUGCAGGUCCAGUCUGAAACGGAAAACCUGAUGGACGCCGAGGAGCGGUGUGAGGGGCUCAUCAAAUGCAAGAUUCAACUGGAAGCAAAGGUCAAGGAGCUGAAUGAGAGGCUGGAAGAGGAGGAAGAAACGAACUCUGAGCUUGUUGCCAAGAAGAGGAACCUGGAGGAUAAGUGCUCCUCUCUCAAAAGAGACAUCGACGACCUGGAGCUGACCCUGACCAAAGUGGAGAAGGAGAAGCAUGCCACGGAGAACAAGCUCGAGGGCUGCCUGGAGCAGGAGAAGAAGCUGCGGGCCGACCUGGAGAGAGUGAAGAGGAAGCUGGAAGGAGACCUGAAGAUGGCCCAGGAAGCCAUCAUGGAUCUGGAGAACGACAGGCAGCAAGUAGAGGAGAAACUGAAAAAGAAGGAGUUUGAGAUCAGUCAGUUACAGAGCAAGAUGGACGACGAGCAAGUCCACAGUCUGCAGUUACAGAAGAAGAUUAAAGAGCUGCAGGCCCGCACGGAGGAGCUGGAGGAAGAAAUGGAAGCAGAACGCACGCUCAGAGGCAGGAUUGAGAAGCAGCGCUCGGACCUCUCCCGGGAGCUGGAGGAGAUCAGCGAGCGGCUGGAGGAAAGCCAGCGCGCAACCUCAGUCCAGGUCGAGAUGAACAAGAAGCGGGAGGCCGAGUUCCAGAAGCUGCGCAGGGACCUGGAGGAGGCCACCCUGCAGCACGAAGUCACGACGGCUGCUCUGAGGAAGAAGCACGGUAGGUCGUGGCCUGAGCUGGGGGAGCAGAUAGACAACCUGCAAAGGGUUAAACAAACUUCACAAAAAGACAGGACAGCCAGCGAAGCUAAUCUACCAGACAGCCCGGGCCACUCUGGACACCAGGAACCCAUUUCCCACUCACGUUGGCUUGUUUUUAAGAGUAACAUGGAGAGACUGUGCCGGACUGUGGAAGACCAGUUUAAUGAAAUCAAAGCCAAGGAUGACCAGCAGACACAGUUAAUCCACGAUCUGAACAUGCAGAAGGCGAGACUGCAGACCCAAAACGGGGAGCUGAGCCACCAAGUAGAAGAAAAGGAGGUGCUGGUUUCACAGCUCACCAAAGGCAAGCAGGCCCUCACCCAGCAGCUGGAGGAGCUGAAGAGGCAACUGGACGAAGAAACCAAGGCCAAGAACGCCCUGGCCCACGCCCUGCAGUCCUCCCGCCACGACUGUGACCUGCUGCGGGAACAGUAUGAGGAGGAGCAGGAAGCCAAGGCUGAGCUGCAGAGGGCGCUGUCCAAGGCCAACAGCGAGGUUGCCCAGUGGAGGACCAAGUAUGAGACGGACGCCAUCCAGCGCACGGAGGAGCUGGAGGAGGCCAAGAAAAAGCUGGCCCAGAGGCUCCAGGAAGCGGAGGAAAACACGGAGGCCGUGAGUGCCAAGUGCGCGUCCCUGGAGAAAACCAAGCAGCGGCUCCAGGGCGAAGUGGACGACCUGAUGCUGGGCCUGGAGCGGGCCAACGCCGCCUGCGCCACCCUGGACAAGAAGCAGAGGAACUUCGACAAGGUCCUGGCAGAGUGGAAGCAGAAGCUGGAUGAGGGCCAAGCUGAGUUGGAAGCAGCUCAGAAAGAGUCCCGGUCGCUGAGCACCGAAAUCUUCAAGAUGCGGAACGCCUACGAGGAGGUGGUGGAUCAGCUGGAGACGCUGAGGCGGGAGAAUAAAAAUCUGCAAGAGGAGAUUUCCGACCUAACCGAGCAGAUGGCAGAAAAUGGCAAGCACCUUCAGGAGGUGGAGAAGACCAAGAAGCAAGUGGAGCAGGAAAAGUCGGACCUCCAGGCUGCCCUCGAGGAGGUGGAGGGCUCCUUGGAACAUGAAGAGAGCAAGAUUUUGCGUGUCCAGCUAGAGCUGAGCCAGGUAAGAUCCGAGCUUGACCGCAAAGUCACGGAGAAGGAUGAAGAAAUCGAGCAGCUAAAGAGAAACAGCCAGCGGGCAGCAGAGGCCAUGCAGACCAUGCUGGAUGCGGAGAUCCAGAGCCGGAACGACGCCCUACGGCUGAAGAAGAAGAUGGAGGGAGACCUCAAUGAGAUGGAGAUCCAGCUGGGCCACUCCAACCGCCAGCUGGCGGAGACCCAGAAGCACCUGCGCACAGUCCAGGGCCAGCUCAAGGACUCCCAGCUGCAGCUGGACGACGCCCUGAGGAGCAACGAGGACCUCAAGGAGCAGCUGGCCAUCACGGAGCGCAGGAGCGGCCUGCUGCUGGAGGAGCUGGAGGAGAUGAAGGUGGCCCUGGAGCAGACCGAGCGGACCCGCAGGCUGUCCGAGCAGGAGCUGCUGGACGCCAGCGACCGGGUGCAGCUGCUGCACUCCCAGAACACAAGCCUGAUAAACAUCAAGAAGAAACUGGAAGCUGACAUAGCCCAGUGCCAGGCAGAGGUGGAGAACUCUAUCCAGGAAUCCAGAAACGCAGAGGAGAAGGCCAAGAAAGCCAUCACAGAUGCGGCCAUGAUGGCCGAGGAGCUGAAGAAGGAGCAGGACACCAGCGCCCACCUGGAGCGGAUGAAGAAGAACCUGGAGCAGACGGUGAAGGACCUGCAGCACCGUCUGGAUGAGGCUGAGCAGCUGGCCCUGAAGGGCGGGAAGAAGCAGAUCCAGAAGCUGGAGAACCGGGUGAGGGAGCUGGAAAACGAGCUGGAUGCUGAGCAGAAGAGGGGAGCCGAAGCUCUGAAGGGGACACACAAAUACGAGCGAAAAGUCAAGGAGAUGACUUACCAGGCCGAGGAGGACCGCAAGAACAUCCUGAGGCUCCAGGACCUGGUGGACAAGCUGCAGGCCAAAGUGAAGGCGUACAAGAGGCAGGCCGAGGAGGCCGAGGAGCAGGCCAACACGCAGCUGUCCAGAUGCCGGAGGGCCCAGCACGAGCUGGAGGAGGCCGAGGAGCGGGCAGACAUCGCCGAGUCCCAGGUCAACAAACUCAGGGCCAAGAGCCGAGAUGUCGGGGGCCAGGUGAGAGCAGACUUCCCUAGACGUGCUGAGCCCCAGGGAGGGUUCAGAGGAAGAUGGAAGAAUGAGGCCCUCCUGAUGCCUGUUGCCAUGGGCACCUCCAGCAUCCUCCCUAUUGUCAUCAUCAUCAUCAUCAUCAUCAUCACUGUCCCUGCUAUCACUGUCAUCAUUUCUAUCCUUACCACCGCCACCACUGUCAUCACCAUGGUCACCACCAUCAUCAUCAUCAUUGCUGAAUAUUAG
Myotis lucifugus (little brown bat) is the source of this 5889-nucleotide messenger RNA. It is a transcript of the gene MYH13, whose product is annotated as myosin heavy chain 13. NCBI's taxonomy places the organism in Eukaryota, Metazoa, Chordata, Mammalia, Chiroptera, Vespertilionidae. The record is from RefSeq and is a predicted model, not a curated record. Gene Ontology annotation, cellular component: myosin complex. Gene Ontology annotation, molecular function: ATP binding; actin filament binding; cytoskeletal motor activity.